This is a messenger RNA of Gastrolobium bilobum, 1332 nucleotides long. RefSeq names its product stemmadenine O-acetyltransferase-like. Lineage: Eukaryota; Viridiplantae; Streptophyta; Magnoliopsida; Fabales; Fabaceae. The transcript has a single exon. Bases 1 to 1332 code for a protein of 443 amino acids. The record is from RefSeq and is a predicted model, not a curated record.
AUGAGUCGGAAGAUAGAAUUUGAGAUCAAAAGCAGAAAAUGCAUCAAACCUUCAACAUCAACUCCUCCACACCUUAAAACCUUCAAACUGUCUCUACUAGACCAGCUUUCCCCUAAUAUUCAUGGCAACAUGACCCUCUUCUACCCUUACAAUCAUGCUUCUGAAUCAUUCUCCACCAAAUCCCAACUUCUUCAAAAUUCCCUCUCCCAAACGUUAACCCUUUUCUACCCUUUUGCAGGACGCCUCAAAGAUGCCUCCACCAUUCAUUGCAAUGACGAAGGUGCCUUUUUCAUCGAAGCUCAAACCGAAACCUCUCUCUCCGACAUCCUCGUCAACCCAGAUUUCGACACACUCGAAUGCUUCCUCCCCACCACCGACAACGAAACCAUGACAAUGUCGAACGGUUCCAUGCUCCUCGUCCGCUUCACCUUGUUCCGUUGCGGUGGCACCGCCCUAAGCAUCUCCCUCACCCACAAGAUCGCCGAUAUAGCAGCCUUGAUCACACUCCUCAAAACCUGGACCGCCGCGUGUGACGGUGCCACCGAAACGGUGGUUCCUGAACUGGCCACCGGUGCAACUCUCUUUCCUCCUAGAGAUAUUCCCGGCAUGUCAGCUUCUGUAAACACCGUUAGCUCCGAGAAGUUCACAACCAGAAGGUUCGUUUUCGUCGCGUCCAAGGUUGAAGAGCUCAAGGACAGAGUCAAAACCGCACUCGAUGAAGGCACGAUGUUUUAUCCGUCGAGGGUGGAGGUGGUGCUCGCCCUCAUUUGGAAAUGUGCUUUGUCAGCUUCUAGUUCCAAAACGACGUCGUUUAAGCCUUCGGCUUUGUUCCAAGCCGUGAACCUCCGUCCCCGGAUGGACCCGCCAGUUCCGGACACCGCUGUCGGGAACUUCGUGUGGCCAUUCGCGGUGACGGUGGAGGAGGAUAGCCACGUGGAGUUGCAUGAGUUGGUGAAGAGGAUGAGGAAGGGUAUGAGGGAGUUUCUUGAUAGAAAGGCAGAGAAGUUCAAAGAGGAAGGUGCAUUUGGUGUGGUGAUGGAGACUUUGAAAGAAAGGGGUGAAAUUUUGAAGAAGAAGGACAAUACAAAUACAAGUGUGGUUUAUAAGUGUUCAAGUUGGUGUAAGUUUCCAUUGCUUGAAACUGAUUUUGGGUGGGGGAAGCCUGUGUGGAUGUCAAGUGUGAAUAAGUUUGGGAGUAAUACAAUUGCCUUGAUGGAUACUAAGGAUGGUGGAGUUGAAGCUUUUGUGACUCUUGAUUUCAAAGAGAUGCUUUUAUUUGAACAAGAUCACCAGCUCCUACGUUAUGCUAUGCUUAAUCCUAGUGUUUUGUAA